Messenger RNA from Vicia faba (fava bean), 1437 nucleotides. NCBI's taxonomy places the organism in Eukaryota, Viridiplantae, Streptophyta, Magnoliopsida, Fabales, Fabaceae. The record is from the annotation of a GenBank genome assembly.
AUGUCAAGAGGCCCUCCACCAGGAAUAAACCUAUUCAGAGGCAAAGAAUGGAGUCUUCAAACGUAUCGUUACAUGGUUUUACUCAUCACUUUCAUCGCCUACGUUUGUUACCACGCUUCACGAAAACCUACCGGAAUCGUCAAAAGCGUUUUGUGUCCAGACGCAAACAAAAAACAUAAAUAUUCUGGAUGGGCACCGUUUAACGGACCCAACGGUGUUUCGAAACUAGGUGAAAUCGAUUUAGCGUUCUUAGCUUGUUAUUCUUUGGGUAUGUAUGUUGCGGGACAUUUAGGCGAUUCUCUUGAUCUUCGUUUGUUUCUGACAACGGGAAUGGUUGGAAGUGGAAUUUUUGUUGGUUUAUUUGGGAUGGGUUUUUUUAUGAAUGUUCACGAGUUUUGGUUUUAUUUGUUGAUGCAAAUGAUUGCGGGGUUGUUUCAAGCGACGGGUUGGCCUUCUGUUGUGGCGGUUAUUGGGAACUGGUUUGGGAAGAGGAAGAGGGGGUUGAUAAUGGGGGUGUGGAAUGCGCAUACUUCGGUUGGGAAUAUUAGUGGUUCGCUUCUUGCUGCUAGUGUUUUGGAUUAUGGGUGGGCGUAUCCGGAGGAUGUUGGGUUUUGUUAUAUUCAUGGGGAUGAAGAGGAGCAGAGGGUUAAGACUGUUGGUGGUGUGGUUGAAGGGGAGGGAGAGAGGGAGAGGGAGAAUCAAAGGUCUGGUGAUGGGAGAGAUGGAAGAGGGAAGAGUAUUGGACUUUUUGAAGCUUGUAUGAUACCCGGUGUUAUUACUUUUGCUAUGUGUCUUUUCUUUGCUAAGCUUGUGGCUUAUACAUUUCUCUACUGGUUGCCCUUUUACUUGACUCAGACAGAAAUCGGCGGGAAGUAUAUGUCUGUUAAAGCUGCUGGAAACCUUUCAACCUUAUUCGACGUGGGGGGUAUUUUUGGGGGAAUACUUGCUGGCUACAUGUCUGAUAAACUCAGCGCCCGUGCUAUAACCGCAGCUAGCUUCAUGUAUGCAGCAAUUCCUGCUAUGCUUUUAUACCGAACCUAUGGAAAUGUUUCUAUGCAUGCCAAUAUUGGACUUAUGAUGGUAACUGGAUUAUUGGUAAAUGGGCCCUAUUCACUUAUCACUACCGCUGUCUCUGCUGACUUGGGUACACAUAAAUCUCUCAAAGGUGAUUCCCGUGCUCUGGCCACAGUGACUGCAAUCAUAGACGGUACUGGAUCGGUUGGUGCAGCUAUUGGCCCUCUUCUUACCGGGUUCCUGUCAACGAGGGGAUGGGAUGAUGUUUUCAUGAUGCUAGUUCUAGGUGCAUUUGUUGCUGGCCUUCUCCUGUCCCCUUUGAUCUUAGCCGAAAUCAAAGAGAAAACUGGCAAAACUAGGCCCAAUGGACAACAAAAUCCUAGAGACAGCGCAUCUCAACCGCUUCUGCAAGAAGAAAGGUGA